ACAUCGAGCAGAGCUCUGCUGUGCUUUGGCCCAUCAAUGGAGGAAAGAACGUCAUCUGUUUCAUACAUUUAGUUAGCUGCCAAAUCAGUUCAGUUCUUCCAUAAACUAGUAUUUUUAUCCCACAACACAUUGUUUUCAUAGCGCUGUCUCUUUUGUGUGCCAAAUAUGCAUAAAAAAGACAACAGUCAGUGCCAAGAAAGGUUGAAAGGGGAAUUCGUGUAAAGGCAAGUGCUAGCCUUGCUAUCUUGGUUAGCUAGAUAGCUACAAUUCUGAUCAGCUAGCUAGUUCAAGAAACCGAAUUAAAACCAAAAAUUCAUAUCCAAGUAAAGAAAUAUUCAAUUGCAACCAGACGAGGGGCUAUUUGAAGCAAACUCAAUUUCUGCUAAAACGUGGUGGCCUAAGCCAUGGGGGCGUUCCUGGACAAGCCCAAGACGGAGAAGCACAAUGCCCACGGUGAGGGCAACAACCUCCGUUAUGGCCUGAGCAGCAUGCAGGGCUGGCGGGUGGAGAUGGAGGACGCCCACACCGCUAUGGUGGGUCUACCCCAUGGCCUGGAUGACUGGUCCUUCUUCGCUGUCUACGACGGCCACGCCGGCUCCCGCGUGGCUAACUAUGCCUCUAAACACCUGCUGGGGCACAUCAUCACCCACAGCAUGGGUUCCCCGGGCCCUGAAGGUGUCACCCCAGCCCCCACCGUGGAUGCGGUCAAGACGGGGAUCCGCACCGGUUUCCUGAACAUCGAUGAGCACAUGAGGAACUUCUCAGACCUGCGUAACGGUAUGGACCGCAGCGGCUCGACGGCCGUGGCCGUACUGCUCUCGCCAGAGCACCUCUACUUCAUCAACUGUGGUGACUCACGGGCCGUGCUCUACCGCAACGCGCAUGUCUGCUUCUCCACGCUUGACCACAAGCCCUGCAACCCACGGGAGAAGGAGAGGAUCCAGAACGCAGGUGGCUCGGUAAUGAUCCAGAGAGUAAAUGGUUCCCUGGCCGUGUCCCGGGCCCUGGGAGACUACGACUACAAGUGUGUGGAUGGGAGGGGUGCCACGGAGCAGCUGGUGUCACCAGAGCCCGAGGUGUUUGAGAUUGAGAGGGCCCCAGAGGAUGAGUUUGUGGUGCUGGCCUGCGACGGUAUCUGGGACGUGAUGAGCAACGAGGAGCUGUGCGAGUUUGUCAAGUCCCGUCUGGAGGUGUCCCACGACCUGGAGAAGGUCUGCAACCAGGUGCUGGACACCUGCCUGCACAAGGGAAGUCGGGAUAACAUGAGUGUUGUGUUGGUGUGUUUGCCAAACUGCCCUAAAGUGUCAGAGGAGGCGGUGAAGAAAGAUACAGAGCUGGAUAAGUUCCUGGAGUCUCGUGUGGAAGAGAUCAUAGAGAAGGCAGGAGAGGAGGGUAUUCCCGACCUGGUGACGGUCAUGAGGAAUCUGUCCUCAGAGAGCAUCCCCAACCUGCCACCAGGGGGAGGCCUCGCCAGCAAACGCAGUGUUAUCGAAGUAGUGUACAACCGGCUGAACCCACACAGGGAAGUGGAUGGGCCCUCCUGUAUCAUUUGGCUGCCUCCUUUGGGGAUGUACCAGAUGUGAUUGUCGAGCACUUCAGGAGAGGUGCUCAUCUCUGAGAUCUGGGGAGCGAUCCCUGCUUGUCUCCUUGGAGUGGAGUUGGUUUUGUUGUGUAGGGGGGCAUUUUGGAUUGGUGUGACGUAAACAAGCCAGGACUGUCUAUGAUGAGGAGUCUGUCAUUAGACUGGAGCAGACCUUGAGGACCCCUGGUAACUGGCCAUCAGAACUGCCUGUUCCUACAACGGGACUCCUUUAUACACAAGACAUCUUUGCUCACUUUAUUCCUUUUUAUUUUUCCUACGAUACCAAGAGAUCGAUUGGACCAUAAAUGACGAUUUUAAAAAAUCACACAAAAAAUCAGUUAACACACAACACAAAGGAUUGCAAAACAUUUUUGAUUAAAAAAGGGUGUUUAAAAAGCACUCGUACAUCUGAGCUGUCUUUGCUGCAGGUGCAUGCUAACAAUGGAAUAACAUGAGAAAAAAGAAGAAACCCGCACACGUUAGAGCUUUGUUGAAGGCCUUGAGGCCGAUACGUAAAGCUUAAUAAAGAGCAGCGAUACUAGCAAGAGUAGUGUGCAGGUUUCUUCUUUUUUCUAAUGUUAAAAAAGGGGGGAAAGAAAGACUGCGAUGGUAGUAUAAACGAUGUAUACAAAAUAUAUAUACUAGACAAAUUAAGACUUGUUGUUUUUUUUCCUUUUUAUAGCUUUUUUGUGGUUUUUCUUUUUGUGCUGAUGAAGAGACACGAGGGCCGUAGUUGGGACAUUUUGUGGCCCAUCCCUGUGCAGUCUGGGGUGCCUUUUUCCCCAUCGCUGAGGAUGGAGGAGCUAGCUGUUAACUGACCAGGCCCCAAGUCCCUGCUUCCAGACACAAGGGGCCCUACAGAGGACCACCACUGGGUCAGGGACUCACUUGCCUGUGGCUGCCUGGCUGGACAUUGCUACUGGGAUUUCAGAUAGACAAACCCAAAUGUGUGGACAGGAUAGGAGUGACUGGCUGCAUUCUAUGGCAUUACUUGUGUGGAAGGGUUUGGAGACUGACCGCUUUUUGCACCUUUUCCCCUCACCUUUUCUCUCCAACCAACAACAAAAAAACAACGGAGACCCAGCUAAUGUUUGCAUUGACAGACACUGCCUAAACUUCAACCAUUUCACUUCCAUAAGCUUUCUAGCCUGCUGUUGAUCAAGAAAAAUUUAAAAUAUAUAUCAAAUCCAUAUAUUUUUGAUUUAUGUAAAAAAAAAAACUUAAAAAAAACGUGUCAGAUGUGGCCUACUGUGUGUGUAAAGAUGAGGAAGUUGCUGGUUUGUUGACUUUAGGAGUCAAGCAGAGAUCUUGAUUGACACGUGAGGAGAUCUACGUGUGUGGGGGUGUGUACAAACCAGCCGCCCAAGGACUCUGGGUUUUUGGGCUAAAGGGAUUCUAACUGCCCAACAAAGCCUCACUACUCAUUUCUCCUUGCACUUCUUUCUUUUUAGAUUAUCCUAUGUUAUGUCUUUCCUCACCCUCUCCUUAAAAUGCAGAAACGGACUCUUGCAACAACUUGCCUUUUAUUAGAUUUUUCUCGGAUAAUAUUAUUAAGUGUGUUCUUUUUUCGUUUAGCAAUUUCAAAUUUCUAGGCAAUGAUGACGUUCACCUUUUAGUUUAUUUUUCAAAUGCCGUGUUAAUAGUGUAAUAUGGUUGUUCCAUUGCGUUAUCUAAAUUUCAAUAGAAAUUGCUUGUAUGAAAAAAUGAAACUGAUUAAAUGUGUUAAAAGGAGAAGUCAAGCAUGAUUUAGUGUGCCGGUGAGGUGGCUCUCGGCCCAGGAUUCUGGCUUGGCUAUGAUCUGGUACACAAGCCUUGGUGCCAUGUGACUUAGGUACUUGAAUGUUGGGUGUGGUUCUAUUUUUGCAAUAUUGAUUUUCAUGAGAUAAUAAAUGUAAAAAAUUGGGGGGGUUUAAGAUUUUUUUUAGCUGUGCAUGUUUUGUGUUGGAGGAAUGCGUGGUGUGGGAUGGGGGUCAGACGGGUGGGGUGGGGGUCCUGGUUAAUGGGUAUGUUUAAGCUAUAGUAGACACUGGGUUAAGAGGGUGUGGGGCUGCUUUGAAUGUAAUUCACCUUCACACUACCCUGCACAGGCUGAGCGGAGGCUACAGAUGCUUUCCUCCCCCUGGUUAUUUGAUGACAGAACUUACCCUGGCAUUUAGUUUUCAUUGGAAUAUAUAGGCUAUAGAGUCCCACGUGGGGUUAUAUUAAUACAAUCUUUAUUCUCAUCUUCCUCCCUAACUGGAGCAAUGUGCUGGCCCCGCCCCCUAUUACUAACUGUAAUGAUUGAAAAAUAAGAAUGUUUGUGAUGUUUUGGGGGCUGGAAAUGAACUUGGUGAUUUAGUGCCCAUGUUAUUCAUCCUGAUUUUCCUUUUAUCUUUUUUUGUGUAUCUACAAGUAUUGACAUAUAGAAUGGUGAUCAUUUCCACAUUUUAUUUAUUCCUGAUUUUAGCCUUUAACAUGAGAGGUGCUGUAUUUGAGAAUGGUAUGCGGUUAUGAUGUGUGGCAGGGUUUGCCCCGCCCCCUCUGCAUGGUCACCUGAGUGAAGAGGGGUUCAGGGGUCAAUCGUGGGUUUAAACCAUACCUCCUGAUAGUUCCCAAUAUAACAUUGUGAUGUUUCAGACCAUACCGUGAGCAUAAUCUUCAAUAAAGGAUGGAUACAUUUAGAUUAAA
Messenger RNA from Salvelinus fontinalis (brook trout), 4249 nucleotides. RefSeq names its product protein phosphatase, Mg2+/Mn2+ dependent, 1Ba (gene ppm1ba). Gene Ontology annotation, molecular function: protein serine/threonine phosphatase activity; magnesium ion binding; manganese ion binding. Gene Ontology annotation, cellular component: cytosol; nucleus. The record is from RefSeq and is a predicted model, not a curated record. Gene Ontology annotation, biological process: positive regulation of canonical Wnt signaling pathway; protein dephosphorylation; positive regulation of canonical NF-kappaB signal transduction. The transcript has 8 exons. Lineage: Eukaryota; Metazoa; Chordata; Actinopteri; Salmoniformes; Salmonidae. The coding region runs from base 405 to 1583 and encodes 392 amino acids.